GGAAGAGCAGCCCAUCCCCGACUUUCUCGCAGAGAGAUCAAACAAUAAACCUUUCAGAACACCUCCUCACCCUUACCCUUGGCAGCUUCGGCAGUAGACAGACACAGGCUGUCAGGCUAUAAUAACUUCGUUCGUCCGUCUGCUUGUUAUUCCCGUGCAACCGACAAACUUUGCUGCUGUUUGACAGCCACCCUGCCAUCAUCAGCAGCAGCAUCAUCAGCAUCAUCAUCAGCAUCAUCGUUCCAUUCACGUGCGGCGAGUCAAGCAACAGAGGCUCGACGAGCUCACUGACGCAAACACUCUCUGUUCGGCUUCCUCGUGUUGCACUUCCAAAACAUUACAACAUCAACAACCACCACCACCACCACCACAACGAGAACGACAACCUUGGAACUCAUCGGAACAACCGCCCCGAAUCCUCGCGUUCUCGCUGUAGUUCACGGCUCUGAGAGAGAGCUCGACGGCGGAGUCCGCACCACCUCCGUCAUAUCCCUCCAAGGGAAACACAAACCCGACGAAGAACCGGCUGGCGCUUCCGCAUGUGAAGCUCGCUCAGCCGACCAGACUUCGCCGUGGAGGAGGUAAGAAACCCACGCGAGCGUCCGCGUUCUUCUAAAGCGGUGUCAAGAGAACCCUCGCCCGUUACUAUUACUGCUCGACCUCAUCGCCGCUCUGCUGCUCCACGCCGCCCUGGUCACGUCUCGUCGAAGAGCUCCAGCGCGGUGCCUACCUUGUCCACCACCAACAUCGCGUCUGAACGGGCCAGCUCCACCACCACCGCCGCCGCCGCCGCGUCGACAGCACUACCACCACCGAGCUCGCUGCUCGGCCUGCGCGCAGUCAGCACCAUGUCCCACUCCAGCGACGCUUUCGGCCAGCACGGCGCAGUCGACUUGCUGCGUCAGUCCCUCAUGCAUGGCAGAGCGACCAUGGCCGCCGCCGACGACGAUCACCAUGACCACAUUGGCAGUGGUGCUUCGACUCCGCCCAAUGGCACCGCGACGCCGCGUCCCGAUGCUCACCACGACAAACGCCUCCCCCAAUUAGUGAAUAGUUAUUUUGCUCAGAACACCCCACCGCAGACUCCUCGAUCCGGAUCACUCGCAAGCAGAUCGAACAAAGACGAUGUCUCGCACGCGAAAGCCGCCAAAUCCACCAAAUCGAGUCGAUCGAGUUCGAGUAACUCCCAAGGUGCUGUUAUUGGCUCGCUCCGAGGGCAGUUGGAGAUCAGCAUCGAAGAGGGCAGAGGACUGAAACCAGCAACGGAUCCGUAUGUGGUCUGCAUCUUCCAGCUGAACGAGGACAUCUCUGGUGGACCCAAGGAAGAUGAGAUGGCGAUUGACGAUGACAAGCCACAUGAAGAGAACUUGGCGAAAGGUGUGGCCAUGAAGCGCAUGGGCAGCGGACAGGGUGUGGCCAUGGCGAUUCCUGGCUUGAAGAGCAGACAGACCAGUCAGACGAAUAUUGCGGAUCUGCGGAGAGGCUUGCAUUACAAGCAGCAAGAGACGACAGACCCCGUGUGGAGGCACAAGGCGACGUUUGAUGUGGUGGGCGACAACAACGAGAUCGACAUCUCCGUGUACGACCGCGCUAACAACGAGUCGUUCAUCGGACAUGUGCGAAUGCCGCUCGAUUUGAGCGACUACGAGCAUCAGCACGAAGACUGGUUCAAGCUCCAGCCGCGAGAGGGUCUGGACGAGACGGUGUCGGGCGAGCUGCACAUCAAGCUUGCAUUCCACAUUGCAGGCAAGAAGAGUUUCGGACCGGACGACUUUGAGAUUCUCAAGCUGAUCGGCAAGGGCACCUUCGGUCAAGUCUUCCAGGUGCGGAAGCGAGACACGAAGCGCAUCUAUGCCAUGAAAGUGCUCUCCAAGAAGGUCAUUGUCCAGAAGAAGGAGAUUCAACAUACGAUCGGGGAGCGUAACAUUCUCGUCCGAACAGCGACGACAGAGUCACCUUUCAUCGUCGGCUUGAAGUUCUCCUUCCAGACUGCUGCAGAUCUGUACCUGGUGACAGACUACAUGUCGGGUGGUGAACUCUUCUGGCAUCUGCAGAAAGAGGGUCGAUUUGUGGAAGAAAGAGCCAAGUUCUACAUUGCCGAGCUCAUCCUUGCGCUGCGCCAUUUGCACCAGCACGACAUUGUAUACCGCGAUCUGAAGCCGGAGAACAUUUUGCUCGAUGCGAAUGGACACAUCGCACUGUGCGACUUCGGCCUGUCCAAGGCGAAUCUCGCCAAGAAUGACACCACCAAUACCUUCUGUGGUACGACGGAGUACCUGGCUCCGGAAGUGCUUCUGGACGAGCAAGGAUACACCAAGAUGGUGGAUUUCUGGUCACUCGGCGUGUUGGUCUUUGAGAUGUGCUGUGGCUGGUCCCCCUUUUACGCCGAGGACACGCAGCAGAUGUACAAGAACAUCGCUUUUGGCAAAGUGCGCUUCCCGAGAGACGCGCUGUCAGCGGAAGGGCGCAGCUUUGUGAAGGGCUUGCUCAACCGGAACCCGGCACAUCGAUUGGGAGCGAAGGCUGACGCCGAAGAGCUCAUGGCUCAUCCGUUCUUCAACGACAUCGACUGGGUCGCGCUCGGCAAGAAGUCCAUCGCGCCACCUUUCAAGCCCAAGUUGAAGGGCGAGCUCGACACCAGCAACUUUGACCCGGAAUUCACCAAUGCUUUGACUUCUGGCGAUCAGAACUCGUUGAAUGCCAGAGCUGCAGCACUCGCCAGCGGCAUUCACGAUGAAAGCACGCCCCUCAGUCCCACUAUGCAGAACCAGUUCAAGGGCUUCACAUUCGUGGACGAGAGUACCCUGGAACAGCAUUACGCCGACCGCAAUGAAGGCAUGUAUGGUAUCGAUAACAACGGCCUGUCUCGUACCUUCAGCAACAAAGCGGGAGACAGAAUGAGCGGUCUGGAGCCUACCAGCGCCAAGACCGAGAGCGCCGAUGGCGACUUCAACCACGGCAUGCUCGAUGAUAUUUGAGCGAAAGCAGCAGUGCAGUACGAUGCGAUGAGAUCACGAAGUGCAUUUGAUAUGGCGUCAAAAAGCAAGUGCUGCCAAGACGCAAAGGCAAGCGAGAUGCAAGGCGUGAUAAGACAGCGAGCGAGCAAUCAAGUCGACUAAAUACGCAUCAACGAUACCCCCUAUGGAGGCCUUCUCUCUCUUUCUCUAUGGAGCCCUCUCUUUCUUCUCAUGCUGUAGAACUGUACAGGAUGGGAAUUUUCUUUCAUCAUCACGAACGACUCUUUCAUCUGUUAGCGAGGCAGACUACUCCUUCUUUGCGACAUUGCCCAGCAAAUUCCCAGUGCAGCGCGAUUCAUGAUUUUUUCUCUUUUUCGGGCACAGGUUUUGGAGCGUACCCGCGGGAUGCAAGGUGGGAAGUUUCGAACGUGCAUUAGGCAGGCAACACUGGCGUUCAGGUAAUGUUUUACUGUUUUUCGGAGGGGUGUCCGGCGGGGUUGUCUGCUUACGACAGAGAGAUCACUGGGAUGGGCAAGCACUCAUCCACAGAACAAUGGACUCUCGACGGAAGCUACAACAUGCUGUCUCGCGCGUACACUUUUCAGGGCGAACGAAAUCAGAAUGAGAAUGGGCGAAACACCAGAGGCGCAACGACGGGAAUGGAGGCCAUCUCGGUCAGGUCAGGUCGGGUCAGCAGAGUUAUUGCGAGCAUCAUCACAGGCGAAGUGUGGUUUUUUGUUAUCUGUUUGUUUGCUUUUCUCUCCUAUGGUACAAACCCCCACAAAGCAUCUCUGUGAGAGAGAGGGAGAGCAAGAGAUAGCUGGGGGUUUGUUCAAUAAUAAUUCACACUGGGGAGGAAAGCGUAUGUUUGUGUGUAACUACAUACCUGUAACUACUCAAAUGACUUGAAACGGGUCCAUGUAGUUUGAAAC
Sphaerulina musiva SO2202 is the source of this 3889-nucleotide messenger RNA. RefSeq names its product serine/threonine-protein kinase sck1. Gene Ontology annotation, molecular function: protein serine/threonine kinase activity; ATP binding. Gene Ontology annotation, biological process: protein phosphorylation. Lineage: Eukaryota; Fungi; Ascomycota; Dothideomycetes; Mycosphaerellales; Mycosphaerellaceae. The transcript has 3 exons. The record is from RefSeq and is a predicted model, not a curated record. The coding region runs from base 849 to 2978 and encodes 709 amino acids.